Molecule: messenger RNA, 1848 nt
Organism: Amphibalanus amphitrite
Lineage: Eukaryota; Metazoa; Arthropoda; Thecostraca; Balanomorpha; Balanidae
Product: blastula protease 10-like
Exons: 1
Coding region: 125-1294 (389 amino acids)
Biological process (GO): proteolysis
Molecular function (GO): metalloendopeptidase activity; zinc ion binding
Source: RefSeq, a predicted model, not a curated record
UCUCCAACUUGCAGUUCUGCUGUCGGUAGCGGCGGUAGCGUUGCAGAGGACAGGCUCCACUCCAGUCAGGAUUGCCGAGGCGGAGGAUAUCACGACGCCCGCGCCUCCUCCGAUACCUCCAUUCAUGGUCGACCCGCCUCUGAACGUCACUAUACUGGAUGGAUCCGUUGAAGAGCUUUUCGAAGGGGACAUCGUCCUCACCAAAGAUCAGCGUCUCAACCGUAAGGGUGCUCUGGCAUCGACCUGGCCGAAUGCAGUUGUACCGUAUGUAAUCACCAAAUCCUCUAGGGGUGACGAGACCAUCAUUCUAGAAGCAAUUGCUCAUUGGGAGACUGCAACGUGCCUCAGUUUCGAGAGGAAACGAGGACAAUACAGGAAAGGGCCGCACAUUCGCUUCGAAAAGUUGUCAGGAUGCUGGUCCUACGUUGGUAUGAGAAAGUCGAAGGAAGGUCAGACAAUUAGCAUUGGGAAUAAUUGCGAAUAUCUCGGUAUUGUGGUACACGAGAUUGGCCAUGCUAUCGGAUUCUGGCACGAACAGUCCCGUACAGAUCGAGACUCGUACGUCACGGUCAUUUCGGAGAACAUCCAAACUGACCGAGAAGGUAAUUUCAACAUAGCGUUCACCGAACAGUCAUUGGGAGUUCCGUACGACUUUAGCUCCUUGAUGCACUACGGUGGAUUUGCUUUCACCAAUAAUGGUUUUCCGACACUCGUCACCAACGACAUCGUCAAUUCAGGACUUAUUGGAAAGCGGAAUGGUCUCUCACACCGCGACAAGCACCUGGCCAACCUGAUGUACCUCUGCGACGCCAGCUGCUCGUCCCCGCCCACCUGCGCCAACGGCGGCUACUUGGACAGCAGCUGCACGUGCGUGUGUCCUCCGGGAACCAGCGGCGCCACGUGCCAAACCGUCACGGGCACCUACUACGAGGCGCCGUGCGGCGACCAGGACAUCACAACGGAGGGAAACAUCACCUCGCCCAACUACCCCAACAUAUACGCGCCCGGACUGCACUGCGUCUGGAUCGUCACCGCGCCAGAAGGAAUGCAGGUCCUCAUCGAGUUCGGCACGUUCAAGAUGUUCAGUCGCUCUGAUGUCAGGUGUCCCUUUGACUGGGUGACCGUGCACACCGAUAGCGACUCGAUUCCAGACUAUGUCAACUGCGACGAGGAGCUGCAGAAUAAGAACAUCACGUCGUCAGGCGAUCGUCUGGCUCUGGAGUUUCACAGCUAUGGUGGUGGCAGCUUCCCUGCUAAUCAGACGGGAUUUACGUCAACGGUGACGUUCGUCUAGGGGAUUGACGAGAGGCCCUUCCUCGGGCCACACUUGACAACGGGAAUUGGUCACUUCUUUCUCGGGCAUCUUACUUGGCUUGUCUGUAGCUGUUUUGAUCAGAAGUUUUUGAAAGGAAAUGGUGUGAUGGGUAUGGUGACAAUUUGUGCGUGUGUGAGAUGCAAAGCAAUCACAAUUAAUUUGUUUGCCCCAUGGUAGAGAUAGAACUUGCGAUGUUUUUCACAUCCUGGGGGUUUGGAUCAAUAAAUAAAGAAACAAACCGGUUCUCUAUAUUAUCUUCAUUAUCUGGCUGGAAGGAAAGUUGCCUUUUUCCUGAUUUAAAUAGGCAUGUUUUUCAAUUCACUUGUUUGGUGUAUGGUCUGACCACUGCAGGUGUCGUUUUUUGUUUUCUUCAAUAAGCCGACAUUACAUCACGAUACUACUUGGCAAUAAUCUUGGUCCAUCUUUGGGUGGUACCAUUAGGGUGACGAGUCGGUUCAAAGAGCUUUAGCACUAAUCAACAUGCUAAUACAUGCUACAUUUCACAGCUAAAAUAAUCAUGUAAAACGUCACGG